AUGUCGUUUCUACGAGCGUUGGGAAACGUGUUAGUCAGGAACUGGUCCAUUGUACGGCCAGCAAGGCCGCUGGGCUCAGUAAAGUACCUGUCUUCCGACUCGGCACCAUUGCAACAGGGUAAUGGAAGUAGUUCCCUGCACGCAAAGUUCCCCGGUGCGCUGGGAGCCUCGUUCGUGACGACACCCAAACUAGCGUUGCCGGAAAACAUCGAACCCAUUCCUAUCUAUCGCGUGAUGAAUAGUGAAGGUACGAUCGACGAUCCAACGCAAGAACCGAAACUGGAACAGGCGACGGUGCAAAAGAUGUUCCGCGAUAUGGUGCUGCUGAACACGAUGGACAAGAUCCUGUACGAAUCCCAGCGCCAGGGGCGCAUCUCGUUCUAUAUGACCAACUUUGGUGAAGAGGCUAGCCACAUCGGCAGCGCAGCGGCCCUCAGUCCGGAAGAUUGGGUGUACGGACAGUAUCGUGAGGCGGGUGUGUUGGUGUGGCGCGGUUUUACCAUUUCGGACUUUAUCAACCAAUGCUACGGAAAUGCGGAAGAUCUUGGCAAGGGCCGUCAAAUGCCAGUUCACUAUGGGUCGCGGAAACUAAACUUUGUCACCAUUUCGUCUCCGCUCGGUACACAAAUUCCGCAGGCUGCCGGAGCAGCUUACGCGUUCAAACUGCAGCCAAACAAUCAGCGCUGUGUGAUUACUUAUUUCGGCGAGGGUGCUGCCUCCGAAGGUGAUACCCAUGCGGCCUUUAACUUUGCCGCCACACUCGACAGUCCGGUCAUCUUUUUCUGUCGCAACAAUGGUUUUGCCAUUUCGACGCCCUCCAAGGAGCAGUACCGUGGUGAUGGUAUUGCGGGCCGUGCAGCUGGCUACGGAAUGGCCGCAUUGCGUUUCGAUGGAACAGACGUGUUUGCGACGUACAACGCUACCAAGCUGGCCCGGGAAUAUGUUUUGCGUGAAAACAAACCAAUUGUGCUGGAAGCGAUGGCGUACCGCAUUGGGCAUCAUUCUACGUCGGAUGAUAGUACAGCGUACCGGCCGGCGGAGGAGUUAGAAAUUUGGAACACCGUCGAGCAUCCGAUCACUAAGCUCAAACACUACAUGAUCCGGCGCGGCUGGUUCGACGAGGAGAAGGAGAAUGAGUUUGUGAAAUCGGUCCGUAAGCAGGUACUGGCGCAGAUAAACCAAUCGGAACGCAUUCCCAAACCGGACUGGCGCGAAAUGUUCCAGGAUGUGUACGAGGAGAUGCCAGUACAUCUGAAGGAACAGAUGCGCGCGAUGGAGGAGCACGUGGAACAGCAUCGUGAGCAUUAUCCUCUGAAGGAUUUCAAACAGUAACAGA
Messenger RNA from Anopheles maculipalpis, 1336 nucleotides. RefSeq names its product 2-oxoisovalerate dehydrogenase subunit alpha, mitochondrial (gene BckdhA). Bases 1 to 1332 code for a protein of 443 amino acids. NCBI's taxonomy places the organism in Eukaryota, Metazoa, Arthropoda, Insecta, Diptera, Culicidae. Gene Ontology annotation, molecular function: oxidoreductase activity, acting on the aldehyde or oxo group of donors, disulfide as acceptor. The transcript has 2 exons. Gene Ontology annotation, biological process: branched-chain amino acid catabolic process. The record is from RefSeq and is a predicted model, not a curated record.